This is a messenger RNA of Seriola dumerili (greater amberjack), 2945 nucleotides long. RefSeq names its product muscle associated receptor tyrosine kinase (gene musk). The coding region runs from base 1 to 2901 and encodes 966 amino acids. Lineage: Eukaryota; Metazoa; Chordata; Actinopteri; Carangiformes; Carangidae. The transcript is spliced from 17 exons. Gene Ontology annotation, cellular component: signaling receptor complex. Gene Ontology annotation, biological process: positive regulation of kinase activity; cell surface receptor protein tyrosine kinase signaling pathway; multicellular organism development. The record is from RefSeq and is a predicted model, not a curated record. Gene Ontology annotation, molecular function: protein binding; transmembrane receptor protein tyrosine kinase activity; ATP binding.
AUGAAGACUGUGGAGCCCAUUUCAGUCGUACAGAUCCUUUUUCUGCUGGUUCUGGUCACCUCAAGCUACAGCAUACAGAGAGCACCUCGCAUCAUCACCUUACUGGAGACAGUGGAUGUACUACUGGAUCACAAUGCAACCUUCAUUUGUGAAGUGGAGUCACGUCCCCCUGCUGACAUCACCUGGACCAAGAAUAACCACCCAAUUAUGUACUAUGACCCCCGGUACAUUACCAGGGAGCAGGGACAGAUGCUAAUCAUCCCUCAUGUAAGAGAGUCAGACAAUGGAGAGUACUGCUGCCUCGCCAGUAACGGCAUCGGAGAGCCGGCCAAGAGCUGUGGAGCGCUGCAGCUAAAGAUGAAACCGCAGAUCAAACGCCACCCUACCAAUUUAACCCUUCUGGUAGAAUCCAAAGCAGUGUUACCCUGUGUGACACUCGGCAAUCCCAAACCAGAUGUGACCUGGCUCAAAGAUGAUGAGCUUAUCAAGAUCAGUGACCGUGUCACCAUUCUCGACUACGGUGCAUUGAAGAUUCAUAACAUACAGAAGGAGGAUGCGGGACAGUAUCGCUGUGUGGCCAGGAAUAGCUUUGGUUUGGCCUUUUCAAAGCCUGUCACCAUAGAGGUACAGGCUCCAGCCCGAAUCCUGCGGGUUCCAAAAGAGAAGAGAGUAGCGUAUGGCAGCCAGAUUACACUUGACUGUAACGCCACAGGAAAUCCGAUCCCCACCAUCACCUGGCUGGAAAAUGGGAAUACUAUCUCAGGCGCAUCGGUUGAGGAGACCUUGGUGGGAGAGGUGAUCCUGUCUGUUCUUAAAGUGACAGUGAACAAGCCCGCUCUGUAUACCUGUCUGGCCUCAAACAGACACAGUGCUGGAGCCAACACCGUCAAAGCAACUGCAAGAGUCACCGUCGCAGAGUGGAGACUCUACAAGGGUGUUGCAGGCUACUGCAGUGCCUACCGAGGCGAUGUUUGCCGCACCGUCCUGCGAGAUGAUUCGCUGGUUUUCUUCAACUCCUCCCUCUCGGACCCCGAGGACAUGCAGGAGUACCUGGUUCAGAGCUGGUGGUCGGAGCUGGAAGGACUCAGUAUGCUGUGUAGCCCAGCAAUACGCUCACUGCUCUGCCACUCCUCCUUCCCUGACUGCAACCCAUCAGGGUUAGGACCUGCACCUAAACCUGUCUGCAGAGAACACUGCCUGGCAGUGAGGGAGCUGUACUGCCAUAAAGAGUGGCUGGUACUAGAGAGCACCAGUUCAGUCCAGCCUGGGCUGUUCAGCUCUUUCACUGGGUCCCACACUUCCAGUUCACUGCUGCCCAACUGUCAGGCUUUACCAAGUCUUCGCACAGACCCUGAUGCUUGUACACAUGUCCCUUUUGUAGACAUCAAGAAAGACCAAAUUACAACGACGUGUUACAAUGAGAGAGGCCGUUUCUACCAAGGCAGUGUGAAUGUGACGAGGUCUGGGAUACCGUGUCAGCCAUGGAGCCAACAGGUUCCCCACCAGCACCGCCUGUCUGUGGAUGUCAUUCCAGAGUUGAGGAACUCAGACAACCACUGUAGGAACCCAGGAGGAAUCAGCGACAAGCCCUGGUGUUACACCUCAAAUCCCAACAUUCGUUGGGAGUACUGCACCGUGCUGCAAUGUGGGGAGGCGAAUACAGCAUCAGUGAUGAAGCCAGAGUCUGCGGGCCCCCAUCAGACACCCCGUCUUCCUCCCACAACCACUAUAUCAUCACCAGCUUACUCCAUGUCUGUCAUUGUUAUCAUACUGACUGCGAUUGCAGCUGCAGUCUUCCUCACCAUCAUCAUCCUUGCCUGCUGCAGACGGAGGAAGCAGUGGAGAAACCGAAAAAGAGUGAUGGAGACCCCGACGCUUAGUGCUCUUCCGUCAGAGCUCCUGCUGGACCGACUCCACCCCAACCCCAUGUACCAGAGGGUUCCUUUGUUGCUGAACUCAAAGCUACUGGCCCUCGAGUACCCACGAAAUAAUAUUCAAUAUGUUAGAGAUAUUGGAGAGGGAGCCUUCGGACGUGUUUUCCAAGCCAGAGCGCCAAGUCUGCUGCCCCUGGAGCCUUUCACGAUGGUGGCUGUGAAGAUGCUGAAGGAGGAGGCCUCAGCUGACAUGCAGAAUGACUUCCAAAGAGAGGCAGCGCUCAUGGCCGAAUUUGACCAUCCGAACAUCGUGCGACUCUUAGGUGUGUGUGCGGUGGGUAAACCCAUGUGUCUGAUGUUCGAGUACAUGGCCAACGGUGAUCUCAAUGAGUUCCUGCGUCGUCGAUCUCCAACCCAGUCAGUGCACACCCUGAGCCGCGCCAGCCUAUCAGGUCGCAGCUUCUCCUCUGAGGUGGAGGCAGGACUUCUCUCCUGUACUGAGCAGUUGUCAAUUUCCAAGCAAAUUGCCGGAGGAAUGGCCUACCUAUCAGAGCGCAAGUUCGUCCAUCGUGACCUCGCGACCCGGAACUGUUUGGUAGGGGAGGAGAUGGUGGUGAAGAUCGCGGACUUCGGCCUCUCCAGAAACAUCUACUCGGCUGACUACUACAAAGCCAAUGAGAAUGAUGCCAUCCCCAUUCGCUGGAUGCCCCCAGAGUCUAUUUUCUACAACCGCUACACUACUGAAUCGGACGUGUGGGCUUAUGGUGUGGUGUUAUGGGAGAUUUUCUCCCAUGGGAUGCAACCGUACUACGGUAUGGGUCAUGAAGAGGUUAUUUACUAUGUGAGGGAUGGUCACAUCCUCUCCUGCCCUGAGAACUGUCCCCUGGAGCUGUACAAUCUGAUGAGGCUUUGUUGGAGCACACACCCAUCAGAUAGGCCCAGCUUCAGUAGUAUACAUCGGAUACUGGAGCGUAUGCAUCUGAACACACUAAGCAUUAAUGAAGCUGACCCUGAGCCUGACUGCUAACCUGGGACAUUUUCACAAAAAUACAUCUGUCUCUGUGCAAGAAA